GUGUCCUUUGUUUACAUCAACAGAAAAUACUGCAAUCUCGGGACAGGUCGAGGCUGGCCAUGAUGACGUGCCCCCGACGAGCUAGAAGCCCUGCCUGGCAGGCAUUGAUGGCGCCGAUUGCUCUCUGUGGGGAAGCGGCGCCGGCGUCGGCCACCCCACCAGCCAGCGGCACUUGGCACUGCGGUGCUUCCGCCAUGGACGGAAUGCCACCUCGGCCGCCCAACCUAGCAGACUCGAGCCAUGCCCCUGCAGGAACAACAAUCGUGGGAGGCUUCGUGACCUGUCAUUGCCUCAGAGGUACGCGUGUCCGCCUGCUCAUCUCAACAAGCCUGCCCGUCCGUCAUCACGGGUGUACUCAACACCGUGCCCGCCCACCACCACCACGAAAUCGUGCUCCCGGGCCUGGACGCCCGCCCUAUCCACCGCCCAGCCUAUGAGGCAGCAUCAGCUCUGACGGCAUAAAGCGUCACAUGUUGGCCCGGUCUUUCGCUCGCGCCGGUGGUCGCGGCCUUGCCACCGGCAGGGCAUCCCGGGUCUUGUUCUCGACCACGGCCCGUCGCCGUUCCGCCGCCGCCGCCGCCACCGAUGUCUCGUCCACCGCAAACCUCCCCUUAGCGGGAUAUCGUGUGCUGGACAUGACGAGGGUUCUCGCUGGUCCGUAUUGUACACAGAUAUUGGGCGACUUGGGAGCCGAGGUCAUCAAAGCUGAACACCCGACGCGCGGCGACGACACCAGAGUAUGGGGUCCUCCAUUCGCCCCGUACACUCAGGAGUCGGGACUGCAAGGCCCCGGCGAAGCUGCGUACUUUUUUGCUGUCAACCGCAACAAAAAAUCAAUUGGUCUUUCCUUCCAGCAUGGCGAAGGUGUCGAGGUUCUGCACAAGCUAGUUGCCAAGUGUGAUAUCCUGGUCGAGAACUACAUACCUGGCUCUCUCAAAAAGUACAGCAUGGACUACGAGACGCUUCGGAAGAUCAACCCCGGGCUCAUUUACGCCUCAAUCACCGGCUACGGCCAGACUGGGCCCUACUCGCAGCGGGCUGGCUACGAUGUCAUGGUCGAGGCCGAAUUCGGACUGAUGCACAUCACUGGUGACCGGGACGGGCCGCCCGUCAAGGUCGGCGUUGCCGUGACGGACUUGACGACAGGCCUCUACACAAGCAACAGCAUCAUGGCCGCCCUGCUGGCGCGGGCAAAGACGGGGCGGGGACAGCAUAUCGAUAUUGCUCUCAGUGACUGUCAGACGGCGACCUUGGCCAACAUUGCGAGCAGCUGUCUCGUAAGUGGCAAGAAAGACUCUGGCCGAUGGGGCACCGCACAUCGGUCCCUAGCUUCGAUCGUCCCGUACAAGUCAUUCAAGACGAAAGAUGGCGACAUCCUAUUCGGUGGGGGUAACGACCGCCUCUUUGGUAUCCUGUGCGACGGAUUGGGGCGCCCAGAGUGGAAGGCCGACCCCAAGUACGUCGUGAACGCGGUCCGCGUGGCCAACCGCGUCGAGCUGGAGGCCGCGAUAGAAGCCAUUACGGUGCAGAAGACGACCCAGGAGUGGCUCGAGGCCUUCGAGGGCAGCGGCAUGCCGUACGCCGCGGUCAACGACGUGCAGGGGACCCUGAACCACGAGCACACAAAGGCCCGGAACAUGGUCGUCGAGAUGGAGCACCCGGGCUGCGGGCCCAUCAAGAUGGUCAACACGCCCGUCAAGUUUAGCGACAGCAAGCCCAGCAUCAGGACGCCGCCACCGCUGCUCGGCCAGCACACGGACGAGGUGUUGACGGAGAUGCUGGGGUACAGCGCAGAUGAGGUGGCUUCCCUCAAGGAGAAGGGCGCUGUGAGUUAG
Molecule: messenger RNA, 1835 nt
Organism: Microdochium trichocladiopsis
Lineage: Eukaryota; Fungi; Ascomycota; Sordariomycetes; Xylariales; Microdochiaceae
Product: CoA-transferase family III domain-containing protein
Exons: 5
Coding region: 471-1835 (454 amino acids)
Molecular function (GO): catalytic activity
Source: RefSeq, a predicted model, not a curated record